AUGAACAGGUGCCCCGUCUUCUCUGCCACGCUCACCAAGCCCGCCACUGACGCUCGGAACUCUCGAAAUCUGGCUCAGAUGGCCAAGGAAGCAGACCUGGAGAUACAGAGGAAACAGGCCAAGAGCAAGCGUAUGUUAGCUUCUUUGGGUCAUGUUGAGGUGCAUGUGCCUGAGGUGCCCGCUCGUGCGCCAUCUCCUGUUAGUGCAGCGAGUGAGGCGGAGGCUCCCCCGUCCACCGUACGUGCUUCUGCUGGUCACUUCCGGGACUUCCUUGGUUGGGAUAAUGUCGCUGUGUCCAGAGAAGGGAAAGUGGGAGGAAGUGCGCUAGUCAGGGUGGCGACUAACGCUUCGUGA
This is a messenger RNA of Aspergillus chevalieri, 354 nucleotides long. RefSeq lists its product as uncharacterized. The coding region runs from base 1 to 354 and encodes 117 amino acids. The record is from RefSeq and is a predicted model, not a curated record. The transcript has a single exon. NCBI's taxonomy places the organism in Eukaryota, Fungi, Ascomycota, Eurotiomycetes, Eurotiales, Aspergillaceae.